GUUCUGGAUGCAGCCAGCCCCCGACGCACCCCAUUGGGCCCACUACGCAUGAGAACAAAGAGCUCAGAAGACACGUAGAUGGUGAUGGUCUGCUCUCCGCAUCACUGCCGUUACGUAGUUCGGAAAGUUCAUCACAUGCGUUAUACGAAGCGUGCGGUGCGCCCCGACAGUCAUCGCCUGGAUCGUUCAGGAAGGCUGGGCCCCAUUGUCCAACGUAAGUGCCAGAGUAUGCACACGGACCCUUGGCCGCUUGGAGCCGGAAUCUGUCAAGAAACCGUUCGAGACGCUCUGCAGUCAGAUGGGCGCGAACGGGCGCACACGGGGCCAACGCCAGGGCGUCAGGGGUAUUGCAGCCCGGGGAAGCCAACAACAAGCAUGGUCCGUGUGCGUACACCUCGCCGGCCUCCCUUGUUCGGCGACGGGACACUUUGCGUUGGACAGCUCGUUUCCAUGGAGUCCUACUGCUGGAAGAAGGGUGCUAGUAUCCGGGAAUCCCGCACGAAGCGGACUCUCCCACCGACGUCAGUGGCCCGACAUUGCAGCCAGCGCGUCACCAUGCCACCACCACAUGGCCGCUGGGUGGGAGGUGUGCGGCUGCGGCAAGGCGGCCAAUAGAGAAGACGAGCAAUGGAAUGGGUGCGGCACGCGCAGCGAGAGGACCACAUUCGUUUGGCUCCGUCCGAGACGCAUCGGACCCUCCGAGCUGGCCGGGACGUGGGGUUUCCGGAAGAGCCCCUGACGUGGCAUCGGGCGGACCGAGUGCAACGAAGCUUCAGGAACGGGAGUGUUUGGGCGUGCUAUGCAACAUCAUUGCAGCCCCAGCUCCACGGGCCUCGAUGGACAGAGUUCAGAGUGCCGCGCUGCCGUCGCUUGGCUCGGGGUCGGCGCUGGGUAGAACAGUAAUGAGUGUGAAACACACGCAAUGUGCAGCUCAUCGGCGUCGCGAAGCCAUAGCGGGCCCUCACAUGAGCUGUGGCUGAACAGAAUCCGAUGCGGGGCGGCACGAGGCGAUGGGCCACGGCUCUAUCUUCCCCCAUUGAAGCAACUGGAGAGUAUCCGGGCGGGGAAAGGCCGCCAGCGUCGCGCGCUGGGUGUGAUCUGGCUCGAAGGGCGCGUGGCGCGGGAUACUUUGUGUGGUGAGAAGCCGGGUGCGAAAGGCCGCUGGGUUGAAGUCGGUGCUGUUUGGGCAGCUGCGGG
Molecule: messenger RNA, 1197 nt
Organism: Trametes versicolor FP-101664 SS1
Lineage: Eukaryota; Fungi; Basidiomycota; Agaricomycetes; Polyporales; Polyporaceae
Exons: 5
Coding region: 79-615 (178 amino acids)
Source: RefSeq, a predicted model, not a curated record